Molecule: messenger RNA, 1666 nt
Organism: Monodelphis domestica (gray short-tailed opossum)
Lineage: Eukaryota; Metazoa; Chordata; Mammalia; Didelphimorphia; Didelphidae
Gene: LPAR2
Product: lysophosphatidic acid receptor 2
Biological process (GO): G protein-coupled receptor signaling pathway
Cellular component (GO): membrane
Molecular function (GO): lysophosphatidic acid receptor activity
Source: RefSeq, a predicted model, not a curated record
GCCCCGCCUACAGGGCCGCACGCGGAGGAACCGGCUCCAGGUGGUCUCAGGCUUUGGCUACAGUCAUGGAUCACUGUUACUAUAAUAAAUCUGUGAGCUUCUUCUACAACCACAGUGGAAAGCAGCUGAGUCUACACUGGCAGCCCAAGGAUGUGGUAAUGGUGACUCUGGGGCUUACUGUCAGUGUAGUGGUCCUGCUGACCAACCUGCUUGUCAUUGUAGCUAUUGUUUCCAAUCGGCGGCUACACCAGCCCAUUUAUUAUCUACUAGGGAAUCUAGCUGCAGCUGACCUGUUUGCAGGACUGGCCUACCUGUUCCUCAUGCUGCACACAGGCCCCCGCACAGCCCAACUCUCAGUGAGGGUCUGGUUUGUGCGGCAGGGCCUGCUGGAUGCCAGCCUCAGUGCUUCUGUGGUUAACCUGCUGGCCAUCGCAGUGGAACGGCACCGGAGUGUCAUGGCAGUGCAGCCACUGAGCCUUCUGCCCCGGGGUAGGGUGCUGUUGCUUAUGGCUGGCAGUUGGGCAGUUGCACUGGGCCUGGCACUUUUGCCCUCCUACUGGAACUGUUUGUGUAACCUGGACCAUUGUGCCCGCCUGGCCCCAAUCUACAGCCGCACCUUCCUGACAGCCUGGGCCCUUGGCAAUUUGCUGGCCUUCCUGCUUAUGGCAGCUGUCUAUGCACGCAUCUUCCUCUAUGUUCGGGGCCGUAUGAAUCGCAUGUCACAGCACGCCGGCUUCCACCCACGAUACCGUGAGACCACAGUUGCCCUAGUCAAGACAGUGGUCAUCAUUUUGGGGGCAUUUGUGGUCUGCUGGACACCUGGCCAAGUGGUAUUGCUUUUGGAUGGUCUGGGCUGUGACUCCUGCAAUGUCUUAGCUGUGGAAAAAUACUUCCUGCUUUUGGCUGAGGCCAACUCACUGGUCAACCCAGUUGUAUAUUCAUGCAGAGAUGCUGAGAUGCGCAGCACCUUCCGUCGGCUCCUCUGUGGCUGUUUGAGGAGUUCUUCCCACCACAUGCCCCGAAAAGGGCCAAGACCUGGAAUGAGGGUCAAUAUUCCUGACAGUGGCCAUCCCCUGGUGGAUUCCUCCCUUUAGUUAUCUCUAUACCAGUGAGACAGGACUAAUAACUGAUUGGGAUGAGAAUUGACUACUGUGAAUGGGAUAAUGAACGGUCAACUGCUUCUAAGGCAGGAUGAGAUUUAACCCCUUCAAAUGAAGUGAAACUACUAUUGUGGCUACAUGACUACAUGAAGGUCAGGGCAAAACUCUCCAUUAACUGCCUUGAAUGUAGGCUCCCCACCUAGGUGGAGAAAAGAGUGAUACUUUUAUAUGACAAUUUUUCAAAUACUUACUUGACUGUUUAACUCUUGGGGGUUGGGACAGGGUUCCCUGCAAUUGUUAGUUUGGAUAUUAUGGACAUGCUACCCAGAUGAAAGGGAUUAAUAAGGACCAUUAAUAAGGAUGGUAAUUUGGUUGGAUCUGAUUCUGUGAAAAAAAUAGGUAGGUGGCUGAAGUUUCUGCCUGUCCUCCCCUCAUCCUUCCCCAUAGGCCAGUGCUGGAAAUCUAUCCCCCUUCCCCCACCUCCAUUGACUGGAUCCUUCCUUAGGCCUAGACCUAACCUAGGCACUUCUGUCCCUUCAAUAGAUAUGAGAGAAGGGUAUUGCCCA